UUUCCCCCUUCUCCUUCGUUCUUAUUCUUGAAAUUCAAGAAUCUCAUUCUCGAUGGACGGGGCUGCGAUUCCGACGGUGCUCGUCACCAACGACGAUGGAAUCGAUGCGGCCGGCCUCCGCCUCCUCGUCCAGGCUCUUGUCUCCACCGGCCGCUGCCGCGUCCUUGUCUGCGCGCCGGCUUCAGAUCAGUCUGGUGUUGGUCAUGGAAUUACCUGGCGUCAUGCUCUCCCUGCCAAACCUGUUAAUAUUGAUGGGGCAACAGCUUUUGCAGUUGCAGGUACCCCUGCAGACUGCGCUUCUUUGGGAGUCUCUGGAGCACUCUUUAAUGGAAUAAUUCCUGAUCUGGUGCUGAGUGGUAUCAACAUUGGUAGUAACUGUGGAUAUCACAUUGUUUACUCUGGAACGGUGGCUGGUGCUCGGGAGGCAUUCAUGCGUGGUGUACCCUCCAUUGGCUUAUCGUAUGAUUGGGUAGCGAGUAGGAGCUCCACUCAUGAUCUCAAGCUGGCAGCGGAGUCAUGCUUGCCCAUCAUAAAUUCAGUGCUGAAUGAAAUCAGGAAUAAGACAUUUCCUCUAGAGUCUUUUCUUAACGUGGAUGUGCCAACAGAUGUUUCAAACCAUAAGGGAUUUAAGUUAACGAGACAAGGGAAGUCCAUGAUCAAAAUUGGUUGGACACAGACCAGCUCUGGUGUGUCAAUUAAAGGUGAUGCUACUGCAAAUAUGUAUACUAAUGACACGACUGACACAGAAAAGAUAUCUUCCUCUUCUCCAGCACAAGAACAACGUUGGUAUAAGAGAGUAGUACGGGUUACAGAUACCAACAGUGAAAAAGAGGAGGAAGGCAAUGACAUAGAUUACCAAGCUCUUCAAGAAGGAUAUAUUACUGUCACCCCGUUAGGUGCUCUUUCUUGUUCGGAGAUUGAUACCGUUCCUUACUUCAGAGGCUGGCUGCUGCAUGUUAUUGACAACUCGUGUUCGUCUUCUUUAUAAAAGCGCUAAUGACUCAUUACCAUGAGCAAUUUUUUCAAGAUGAACUGCAUUAAUCAGGAAUAAACUGCAGUAAGACCAUACUCUGCGGUUUACACCUUCGAUUUAAUAAGAUUCAUGGCUCCAUGCAACAUUUGCAUAUGUUGCAAAAUUCUUGUUAGGAAAAUAAUGGGAAUGAAUUCCCUUCUUGCAUGCUGCCUUUUACAAAAUUCAGCAGAAUGAAACUAAUUUUCAAACCCCUUAUGUUUUCUACUGUACUUCACCUCAUCAGUGUGUAUACAUUCCUGAUGAUCAUGAAACUUUUAUGUUGCAUGAAUGUGACUUAACCAGAA
This is a messenger RNA of Dioscorea cayenensis subsp. rotundata (Guinea yam), 1317 nucleotides long. RefSeq names its product 5'-nucleotidase SurE-like. Lineage: Eukaryota; Viridiplantae; Streptophyta; Magnoliopsida; Dioscoreales; Dioscoreaceae. The record is from RefSeq and is a predicted model, not a curated record. The transcript is spliced from 10 exons. Bases 53 to 988 code for a protein of 311 amino acids. Gene Ontology annotation, molecular function: nucleotidase activity. Gene Ontology annotation, cellular component: cytosol.